Molecule: messenger RNA, 714 nt
Organism: Babesia bigemina
Lineage: Eukaryota; Apicomplexa; Aconoidasida; Piroplasmida; Babesiidae
Product: membrane protein, putative
Exons: 3
Coding region: 1-714 (237 amino acids)
Source: RefSeq, a predicted model, not a curated record
AUGCUGAGCCUAGGGUGGGUAGCACUCAGGGCGGCUGUCAAAACGGUUGCCUUCAUUGCAGCGGUGCUGUUAGUAUGUGGCGCUGACGCUAUAGACACCCCUUGUGACGGAGGGCACAGAUGUAAAAAUGGCGCCACAUGCAUCAAAGUGAGCCGAGGCGGCAUUGAACAAAACGUGUGUAUCUGCAAACCGCAGUACACCGGAUGGGACUGCUCCGUCGAACUUGACUACUGCAAGACGCACUGCAGGUCCUACAGAAAGAACGUAAACUGCCAACAGGCACUCUGCAACCAAGGUAACUGCAUAAGUCGGACGGAGUACCCCUUUUAUUCGUGCGACUGCGGAGCAUUCUACACGGGCGCCAACUGCGAAGUAGAGUACAAUCCAUGCAGCCAGCCAGCCACAAACCCGUGUGACCACGGGGUAUGCACUUUCGUCAGAGGGACCAACCAAGUCAUGUGUCAGUGCAAACCAGGAUGGGCUCCCAACCCAAACCAACAAGUCAUGAAGCUGAGCUGGAACGGCGCUGAUAUUUUCGUUGCGCCACCGUGCAGCGGUAAGACACGUCGCGGUAACCCAUGCAUGCUGUGCAGAGCCGAGGCGAAAGCGAUGUGGCACUUUGUGUUCCUGCUUUCACUAGGAAUUCUGCUGUGGAGACUGGUCUCCGGCGUUUACGUUUCAAUCGCAUACAGGAAUGCAAAUACCACGCAGUAG